UCAUUUUCCAACGUUCUGCAGGAUUAUUUUCUGAUUUCAGGGUGAUCACGACUUGCGGUAUGUCGUUGAUCGCUCGCUUAAGACCCAUAGUGUCGGCGCGGGUGCUUCAAGGAAGGACAGCCUCUGCACUCGCAUUCAAGCCGUCGAGAAAACGAAUUGUCGACGUGGACGCAACUGCUCAUAAUUACAAAGUUGGCCAGAAGAUAUCGGGAUUUCAAAUUCAACGCGUCGAGCCAGUUCCCGAGCUAAGCCUUGUUGCUAUCAAAUUGAACCACCUGAAGACCGGAGCUGCACACUUACACAUAGCCAGGAAUGAUCGCAACAAUGUCUUCUCUAUCAACUUUCGUACUGUUCCGGUUGAUUCGACCGGUGUUCCUCACAUCUUGGAGCACAUGACCCUAUGCGGAAGCAAAGAAUUCCCUGUGCGUGACCCUUUCUUCAAAAUGCUUACUAGGAGUCUGGCGACAUUUAUGAACGCUAUGACCGGUAGUGACGUCACGUUGUAUCCGUUUUCAUCGCAAAAUGAAGCUGACUUUCGGAACAUCAUGCGGAUAUAUCUUGAUGCUGUUUUUUAUCCGAGGUUGAAGGAGAGCGAUUUUAUGCAGGAAGGCUGGAGGAUUGAACCUAAUGAUCCGAAAAAUGUGAAUGCUGGCUGGGAAUUUAAAGGUGUUGUAUUCAAUGAAAUGAAAGGCGUAUUCACAGAUCCGCAAUCACUUUUCGCGCAUCGAAUUCAAAAUGAACUUUUCCCGAAUCACGUGUACGGAAAUAUCAGUGGAGGAGCACCACUAAGUAUCCCGCGACUGACCUGGCAAGAGUUGAAGCAGUUUCAUUCUUCGCAUUACCAUCCCAGCAAUGCUAGAAUUUACACGUAUGGUGAUAUACCGUUAGAGAGCCAUUUAGAGUUUAUAGAUACGCAUCUGUCGAAGUUCGAUUUCAUCGAUUCGAAAACGGAUGUUCCACUUUCCCCAACGUGGAAUCAACCAAGGAAAGUUACUGUUUCAGCGCAACCUGAUCCCAUUUGUGCAGACGCGGAGCGUCAAUCUUCAGUCGCCGUCGCAUAUUUAUUGGAUUCCAUCCAGGAUCCUUCGAAUUCUUUGUGCUUGCAGCUGGUCUCGGAACUGCUAAUUUCCGGUCCGAAUUCCCCUUUCUACAAAGCCCUGUUGGAACCGAAACUUGGGACCUCCAUGUCCUCAGUAUCUGGAUACGAUGGAUCAACGUUGCAAUCCAGUUUCACAGUAGGUUUGCAGGGUGUUCGAGAAAAUGAGAUUGAAAAAGUUCUGACAGUCAUCGACGAGACGUUUCGAAGUGCCACGUUUCCGAAAGAACGGAUUGAAGCUUUACUACAUUCUAUUGAACUUGGAAUAAAGCAUCAGUCGGCCAAUUUUGGACUGGGUCUUCUCAUGGGAAUAACAUAUCCAUGGAAUCACGUGGAAGACCCGAUCGACCAUUUCAUGAUCAGCAAACACAUUUCGAAAUUUCGUGAGAACCUUAAAAAAGAUCCUAACUUCCUGGACCACUUAGUGGACAAGUACUUCAUCGAAAACAAGCAUAAACUCACAGCCAUCUUGAAACCAGAUCCUAAUUUUGAGCAGGAAGCGCAGAAGGCGGAGGCAGUGUUGUUGCAAAAUACACUUCAGACUUUGGAUGAAGAUCAAAAGCUCGAGUGGGCGAAAAAAUGCCAAGAUUUAGCGGAAGAGCAGCAUUGUAAAGAAGACGUUUCGUGUCUCCCGAUCCUGAAGCUUUCGGAGAUAGAUCGGGAGCCACCAAAGUACGACGUCGUGCAUGCAGAUAUCGAUGGAGUUGAUUUCCAGUUCUGUGCACAGCCAACCAACGGCGUUACGUACUUCAACGCAAAAAUCGACACGUCGUUACUGCCUGAAAACCUGAAACCGUAUUUGCCCACCUUCUGCUCUGUGCUAGCAAAAAUGGGAGCUGCAGAUCUUGACUACAAACACUUGGAUCAAAUGAUUGAGCUUCGCACAGGUGGACUGGCUGCGGGAAAUUAUGUAGAAAUGAAGCUCACGAAUAAGAUCAACGGACUUCCGGGAUCUGGUCACAGAUACGCGAUGCGGUCGGCUGGGAGAAAUCUAAAUGCUGCCGCUGCGAUGAACGAGAAGUUUUCUGGCUACGAACAGAUUCUUUUGUUGAAGGAUUUCUCAAGCGAAGAUAAAUUCCGCUCGACGUUGGAGAAUAUCCGAGAAAUAGCAGCUCUCGUCUUGAACAAGAAAAGAAUGCGAUGUGCCUUAAAUGAUACAAUAGAAAACAUUGAUGACGCAUUGAAGUCUGCUGAAAUUUUUGUAUCUGCUAUCAAUGGAAAACCGUUGAAGCCAGAGAAACGGUUUACCCAACGCUCGUUCAUUCCAGUCACGAAGAGAACUCACUUGGUUUUCCCCUUCCCUGUGAAUCACUCGUCUCUGUGCUUCCCUUGCCCUGCGUACGUGAGCGAGCACUUCGCUGCCCUACGUGUUGCAGCCAAGCUGCUGACUUCGAAAUUCCUACACCGGGAAGUUCGUGAACGAGGUGGUGCUUACGGAUCUGGUGUCUCAAUCUUAUCGUCAGGAGUGUUCUCUAUGUAUUCUUAUCGUGAUCCAAACGGUGCGGAGACGUUCGAUGUGUUUGAGAAGGCUGUGGACUGGGCGAUUGCUCCGGCAAAUUUCGCCGCGGACGAGAUUCACGAAGCCAAACUCGCAGUUUUUCAAGCUGAAGACGCUCCGGUGUCGCCGGGAAGUCGGGGAUUGACUGAGUUCCACUCGGGAAUCUCUUACGAUAUGCAGAAGAAGCACAGAGAGCAAGUGCUUGCCGUGACCGAGGCAGAUAUUCGUGUAGCUUUGGAGAAGUAUGUGAAGAAUGCCAAUGUCUCCGGGAGGUGUUUGAUCGGACCGGAAACUGACAAGAGCGCGUCGUUGACGGAAGGAUGGAUAAAAACGAGCGACGAAUUUGCGUUUGUCCCAUGGUGCGACAUGGAUUUCGUCGAUUCGUUGCUUCUCCAAGAAGCCAUGGCCGCCGCGUCGCUCGAAGGACCCGAAUGUGUUCCCCCAGUGUCGUUUUUCGAGGAAACUGAAGAAAAAUUUUGGAUCUGUGGACGGGCCUUCGAUGGCAAAACGGAUGAAGAUCGCGAAAGAAUUCGGGGAGCCUUGAGAUCCUUCUUGUGGCAAACAUAUCGGAAGGGAUUUCCUGCCAUCGGUGAUGAAUCUGGCCCCACAAGUGAUCGUGGAUGGGGUUGCAUGUUGCGGUGUGGUCAGAUGGUUCUGGCUGAGAGUCUUUUGCGCCUUCAGUUGGGUGCCGGAUGGAUGUGGACUCGAGCAUCGAGAGACGAUUCGUAUCUUUCGGUGUUAUCCACUUUUGCGGACGAACCUUCAGCUCCUUUUUCGAUACAUCAGUUUGCAUUAACGGGUGCUCAAGAUGGGGGUAAAUCCGUGGGCGAAUGGUACGGGCCCAACACCGUGGCUCACGUUGUGAAAAAGCUCGUUUCGAAACUCCCGAAUUGCGGGUUACGCGUUCACGUAGCGAUGGACAAUAUGCUCAUCAAAACGGACGUGAAUAACGGCGAGGAAUCUUGGAAGCCGUUGUUGCUUUUUGUUCCGCUUCGGUUGGGCCUAAGCGAAGUGAACGCGAUUUAUAAACCCGGGUUGAAAGCGUGUUUCAAGUUCAGCGCGGACAUGUGUCUGGGGAUCAUUGGGGGAACCCCGAACCACGCGUUGUAUUUUGUGGGCUGCGUCGGCGAUGAACUGGUGUAUUUGGAUCCCCACACGACGCAACAGACUGCGAACCCGAAGAUGAAAGAAGCGGAUGAUGAAAAGCAAGCGGAUUUGAGUUAUCAUUGCAACUUUGCUCGGCGUAUGCCCAUGUUGCAGAUAGAUCCAUCCAUUGCCGUGUGCUUCCUGUGUCAGACAGCCGAAGAUUUCGAAGCGCUUUGUAAAUGGAGCAAGCAAUGUUUCGUGGACGUUGAAAAACAGCCGAUUUUUGAGGUAAUGGAGAAUAAACCCGUGUAUUCUUCGCUCUUGGCGGACCAAAUUGAGUUUGAAUAUGACACUGCUCGGUUUGCGAGUGAUGAAGGACUCGAUUCAAGCGAUGAAUUUGAGAUAGUCGGCUAAAAUGUCCUAAUUCCUAUCCAGCAAUUUGCCAGAACGUUUUCGAACUUCGAGAACUUGCGUUUCCGUGCUUUUCCGCUUGCUAUCUCGCUAUAUUCAAUGCGAUGAAGGACAUUUCUGUGAUAACGGUUUGCGAUGCGUGGAAAUUAAAGGUUUCGGUGUUUACUGGAAA
Notodromas monacha is the source of this 4263-nucleotide messenger RNA. The record is from the annotation of a GenBank genome assembly. NCBI's taxonomy places the organism in Eukaryota, Metazoa, Arthropoda, Ostracoda, Podocopida, Cyprididae.